Molecule: messenger RNA, 1524 nt
Organism: Colletotrichum graminicola M1.001
Lineage: Eukaryota; Fungi; Ascomycota; Sordariomycetes; Glomerellales; Glomerellaceae
Product: nitrite transporter
Exons: 2
Coding region: 1-1524 (507 amino acids)
Biological process (GO): nitrite transport; nitrate transmembrane transport
Cellular component (GO): membrane
Molecular function (GO): nitrite transmembrane transporter activity; nitrate transmembrane transporter activity
Source: RefSeq, a predicted model, not a curated record
AUGCAACUUUCCGUUCUCUGGAGGGCACCCGAGGUGAACCCCAUCAACCGAAAGGCCCGCAGCAUCCCGGUUUUCAACAUCUUUAACAUCUACGCGCGCGCUUUCCACUUCUCAUGGCUUGGGUUCAUGAUUGCCUUCUGGGCAUGGUACACCUUCCCGCCGUUGUUGACGGUGACCAUCAAGAAGGACCUCAAGUUGAACAACGCCCAAGUCGCCAACUCCAACAUCGUCUCCCUAGUUGCGACACUAUUCAUGCGCCUCAUAGCCGGCCCCGCCUGUGAUCGAUUCGGUUCCCGCAUCGUCUUCGGCUCCUUGCUCCUCAUCGGUACCUUGCCCGUCGGUCUUGCCCCGCUGGUGACCAAUGUCACUGGCCUGUAUAUCAGCCGCUUCUUCAUCGGUGUCCUCGGUGCGACUUUCGUUCCUUGCCAGGUUUGGUGCACAGGCUUCUUCGACAAGAACGUUGUCGGAACAGCCAAUGCCCUUGCUGGUGGUUGGGGCAACGGAGGGGGCGGGCUUUCGUACUGGGUAAUGCCAGCCGUUUUCGACUCUUUCGUCCAUGCUCGUGGCUACUCUCCUGGACAGGCCUGGCGCAUGACUUUCAUCGUUCCCGUCAUCUGUCUCUUGGCCUGCGGCCUGGGUCUUCUUCUCCUGUGCAAAGACACCCCUACCGGCAAGUGGGCCGAUCGCCAUCUCCAUGCCCAGGAGAACCUGCGAUCUCACGGUGUAAACGCCGUCAUCGAUGUUCCCGGGGGCAUUGCCGAUCGGACUAUCGGGUCCAUGGCAUCUGACGAGGAGAAGAGCAGCACCCACGGGAAGAACGGUGUCAUCGCCAAAAACGAUGCCCCCCUUUCGGGUGCCGAGAUGAUCGAGACCGCUCAAGGAGACACUGUGGUCAACCCGACUUUCAAGGAUGCCAUGAAGGUUGUCUUGUCUCCUCAGACUCUCUUUCACGUCGCCACAUACGGCUGCUCCUUCGGCGGUGAGCUAGCUAUCAAUUCCAUCCUUUCUUCUUACUACUUGAAGAACUUCCCCUCCCUUGGCCAGACUGGUGCCAGCAACUGGGCUGCUAUGUUUGGUUUCCUCAACAUCAUCACCCGCCCGGCUGGCGGUGUUGUGUCCGAUCUGCUCUAUCGGUUUGGCGGUCACAGCCUUUGGCUCAAGAAAGGAUGGAUCACGGUUUGCGGUAUCCUUACUGGUGCGCUUCUCAUUCUCAUCGGCCAGCUCAACCCCCACAACGAAGCUACCAUGUUCGGCCUCGUCUUCCUCAUGGCUAUCUUCCUCGAGGCAGGCAACGGUGCCAACUUUGGUCUUAUUCCCCACGUUCACAGUCACGCCAACGGCAUUGUGUCUGGUCUUACUGGUGCCGGAGGCAACUUCGGAGGUGUUGUAUUCGCCAUCAUAUUCCGCUUCAUGGACCACGGUGCCAACUAUGCCAAGGGCUUGUGGGUUAUUGGUUGCAUCCACAUCGCCGUUUACAUUGGUGUUUCCUGGAUUCACCCCCUUCCAAAGAACCAGCGUCACUAA